Molecule: messenger RNA, 3216 nt
Organism: Branchiostoma floridae (Florida lancelet)
Lineage: Eukaryota; Metazoa; Chordata; Leptocardii; Amphioxiformes; Branchiostomatidae
Product: metal cation symporter ZIP14-like
Exons: 8
Coding region: 228-1754 (508 amino acids)
Biological process (GO): intracellular zinc ion homeostasis; zinc ion import across plasma membrane
Cellular component (GO): membrane
Molecular function (GO): zinc ion transmembrane transporter activity
Source: RefSeq, a predicted model, not a curated record
GGAAUAGCCAGGUCAAAGAUCACCCAGCUGGUGAGUGCCCACACGUACACACGUUGUUGUUUUUUCCCCGGCCCUCUUCUCAGUAGACGUAGUUUUGUUUUUCUCAAACUAGGCGUUAUCUAAUCAUCACAGGUGAUGCAGCAUAGGUGAAAGACGAGUCUAUACUGUGUGCAGUCAUUUCAACACAUUAUUUUUGUCCAGACAGUGUUUGUUUCUUCACUAGUAUCAUGGAUCGGAGCUUCGACACUGUGGUCCUGGUUGGAACUCUUCUCGUGGUCUUCUCGGUCUCCAGUUUGCCGGUCCUUGGUUCGAUCCCCAAAGGUCUGGGAACCCCCGAUAACUUUACCCAAGCUUUGUUGGAUAGAUACGGGUCUGGGGACAGGUUGACCGUGCAAGACCUGCAAGUUUUGCUCUGGAACGCGUCACGAUGCCCCGGGGUGCAGCAGUGCGGUCGACGGGACGAGGCGACAGGCGCGCCGGCGGAGGAGACGGGUCGGACCGAGGAGGACAUCUGCAGAACCACGUGUAUAACAGCAAGAGAGGUACUACAAGUUCACAACAUGUCGGGAGACUCGGAGCUGAACUCUACUGGACUCCGGGAGGUUUGUCCAACUCUCUUGUACAGUGUGGACCGUACCAUCGGCUGCCAGAGUCAGGGGGAGGACAGCAUAGAGUCAACAGAAGAGGAGCAUGAUGGAUCUAGACGUCCCAGCCCAGCUGAAGUGUGGGGAUUUGGUGUUUUGUCGGUUGCCAUUAUCAGCCUGUGCUCUGUGAUGGGGGUUCUCGUCGUGCCCUUCAUGAAGAAGAGACUGUACACUCUACUGCUCACCUUCCUCAUUGCGCUGGCUGUCGGGGCGCUGUCAGGGAGCGCGCUGUUCCACCUCAUACCUCAGGCCUUUGACCUUCCCCUUGAGGACUACACAGAAAAGGCGGCUGCAGUGUGGGCAGGCAUCUAUCUGUUCUUCAUCACAGAGAGGCUGCUGAAGAUGGCAUCCAAACAACGACAAAAGAGAAAGGCCAGUAAGUAUGCCAAGCAGAACGGGAAGGCGGACUUCAGAGCCGAUGCGGCUGUGUGUGCAGUCAGGGCACGCUCACUGUCUCACGUGGAUCCGCCCUUAACAGAGCCACCGCGUCACCACAGUCACAGCCACGGGCACGUCUUUCACAACCCAGACACAGAAGACAGCAGUACAGAGGACAGUCACAGUCAAAAGAAGAGAAACUGUUGCCAGGCGUUGUGUUCUAACACGGACACCAUAGCCACCGUGGCCUGGAUGGUGAUAUUUGGGGACGGGCUGCACAACCUGAUGGACGGUCUGGCCAUCGGCGCAUCGUUCCAAGUGUCGGUCUUCAGUGGAAUCAGCACCUCACUGGCCGUGCUCUGCGAGGAGUUUCCACAUGAGCUUGGAGAUUUUGCGAUCCUGCUGAACGCGGGCAUGUCGGUGAGACAGGCCAUGUUCUACAACUUCCUGUCAGCCUGCUCAUGUUUCGCUGGGCUCAUCAUCGGCAUCGUGGUGGGGGACAACAGCGAAGUGGGCCAGUGGAUCUUCGGCCUCGCUGGGGGCAUGUUUCUCUACAUCUCACUAGUGGACAUGAUGCCAGAAAUGAAUGCAGUAGAUGAGGAUGAGGAGAAAAAUCUUCAGGACAGUGAAGGGAAGUCCUCAUCUCUGCUGCGGUUCUUCCUCCAGAACUUGGGUCUGUUGACGGGCUUCGCAGUCAUGCUGGUCUUGGCCAAGUUUCCCUUCGAGAUCUAGCUUUAUCUGGUAGUAUUAGACAGCUUCGAUUUAAUUUCAAAUUUGGCUGUUUUUAAAAAGAUAGACUGGAAAAAGGACACGGAAACAGGGCUAAAGGGUAAUCUCGAAGCAGAUCCUACGGUAGCACAAGAUGCAUAGUAUCAAAAGCUGCCAGAGGAGUGAGGCUGGUCAUGGAAUGUGUGGCUCCUAGUGGCUGAUGACUCCCUUUGGCCAGCUGUACUCUUUAGCCAGCUUUGAUACUAUCUUAUGUCACUGGUAAAUCUGCCUGGAGAUUAAAGGGUACGCUGUAGUCAGAUUCAAGUUCUCCUCCCUGCCCUCUGUCCUCUCAGUGCUAAAUUUUCAAUACAACCAACUUACAACUAAAUUUGAGUGGCUUAGUAUGGCUUAAUAUUGAGUGGCUAAACAAUCAAAUAAGCAAUCAUGCCUUUGAGAUUGGGGAUGGGCACCGGUACCGCAUACCAGUACAAAACCAUUUUUUUCUUGUUGGACCAGUCCCCCCCCCCCCAAAAAAAAUGAAAAAUAUCAGUGGACUGAUUAGAUUGUGAACAGAUUAUAUUGGCAGGUGCUCACACAUUUUGGGUUUACCGGUCAAAGAAAUUAGUAGAGUUAAUAGGCAUAUCUAGUUUCUACAGUCAAACUUACAAGGGCAGUUAGUGUUGCUUUAGUAAUACAUGAACAUAGGAUUUUAAAGUCCAGUGGGAGUUGGAUACCCCACCAAACAGAUUCCUUUGUAGCAAAACGGACAAUUAUUUUGAAUAUCGCCCAUUUACAGACAAUCAGGUCCAGGUACAGGUCCAGACCUGGAUCUGAUGCUCUGGAUCUAAAACGGACCUGUGCCUUAAUUUUCUGUACCGGUACCCACUCCUAUCUGAGAUCAAUUAUCUGAAGAAAAAAAGUAUUACAGAUAUAUUUUAGAUAAAGCGACAAUAAAUUUUUAGUCUCACAAAAGUAAACCAGUUUUUAUAUAUAUGUAUGGAUAACCAGGGCAGCUUCAGCAUACAGACACUGCUGUAUGUGCAAUGAGCAAUGUACUUUUCUUAAUUUGUCAUGUUUUUUUUUACAUGUUCAUAUUUUUAUCAACUGUUUUACAAUAUUGACAAAAUGUUGCAGUGAGAAGUCUAGAAUAUGCUUUUAAUCAUAUUUACAUUAUACAUUUAUGUGUAGAAAUAUAAACAUAGGACUCACACAAGUUUUUCGAAUGAGCUUCCAGCCGCGUAGGGCAUCUCUGCUGAUGUGAACUUUCUUCACUCUUGUCAAAAAUGACGAUGAUAUGUUGCCACAAUUUUUUUAUGAUAAAGGUACAAUAUUAUGAAUAUGUGGUCUAUUUUUCUACAUUUCUCCCCACAAGGGGUUGCACUGUAUCAGUGUGUGACAAACAAUUAGAUCUAUGUACUACAUUGUACAUGUAAUGAUGUUGCAAUAUGAGAGGGAAUAAACUUGGCAAUGGCACUAUUGCAGUACA